AUGCUGCGGUUGGACGAACAUGAACCACGCGUAUUCAGUCAUGCAUGUGUGCAGCUCGGGGCCACGACCACAGCAGUGAUGGCAAUGCACAGGAUGCCUCUCUCCUUCCUGUUCCUCUUCCUCCUACUGCCCCUGGUCCACCCCGCUCUCCCUGGACCUGACCUGGACCCGUACACUGUCCUGGGUCUGAGCCGCAAAGCCAGUCCAGCCGAGAUCAAGAGGGUUUACAAGCGACUGGCAAAAGAAUGGCACCCAGACAAAAACAAAAAUCCUGGAGCUGAAGACAUGUUCAUCAAGAUCACCAAGUCUUAUGAGGUUUUAUCCAACGAGGACAAACGCACCCACUACGACCGUUACGGGCAGCUGAAGGACACGCAGCCGUUCUUUCCGCACCGUGAAGGAUUUACGUUUGACCAGACCUUCCUCCACUUCCCUUUCAAAAACCAACGCGACUUUAGCGAGCACAAGCACGGCCUGCACUUCACGCACUAUGUCCAGCGGGUGGUGCCAGAGAGCCACGUGCGGCCCUACCUCAUCAAGGUCAUCUCUGACUGGUGUUUCAACUGUAUCCACAUCGAGCCCGUGUGGACCGAGCUGGUGCAGGAGCUGGAGGCACUUGGUGUGGGAAUUGGGGUGGUGGACGUGGGUCUGGACCGGCGUCUGGCCAAUCAUCUGGGAGCCCACCGGACACCCUCCAUCCUAGGCCUGGUCAGCGGCCGAGUGUCCUUCUUCCACUAUGCUGUGACCAAGGAACUUCUGCUGCAGUUUGUGGAGGAACUGCUGCCUCCCAGACUAGUGGACAAGGUGACUGAUCACACUCAGGCUCAGUUCUUGGGAAGUUGGCACCAGCUCAACCAACCUCACAUUCUGUUGUUCGACCAGGCGCCCUCCGUGCCCCUGCUGUUCAAACUUGCCGCCUUUACCCACAGACAGUAUGUGCGUUUUGGAUACGUGGACCAGAGCCUGUCGGACACCUCUGAGCUCCAGAAACGAUUCAGCAUCAACUCGUACGCUGCCACCAUGCUGCUGUUCAGGGAGGGUGCAGACAAGCCGGCCGACAUCAUACAGGUGAAGCAGCUGAAGCGGCCGAUCGUGGACGACUUUGUCUCAAACAACAGGUUCCUGAACGCUCCUCGCCUCGUGAACCAGAAGAUGUUUGAUGAGCUGUGUCCCGUCAAACAGUUCCACCGGCGAAGGAAGUUCUGUGUCCUGCUGAUCACUGAUGAGGAGCAGACUCUUGGACUCCAGGCUUUUGUCUCCUUUGCCGCCACAAACUGCAGGGAGGUUCUAAGGUUCACGUACGUUUACAGACGCCUGCAACAGCCACUCUGUGAGGUCCUCAUGCACGACGCCGCCCUCCUCCCCCCACAGGUGCUGAUCCUGGAGCGCCGAGCUGAAGCAAAAGUCCUGUUCACACCUGUGUCUCAGUGGAAUGGGACAGAAGAGGACCAACUCCACCUGCGUGAGGCGCUACUGAGGCUGCAGGCUGAUCCAUCCAUCCUGAAGCACGAGUCCACACUGCCCCCAAUCAACAACGAGUUUGCCUCUAUGUUUGUGCUGCGCUGGAUCUAUGCAUUGUGCGAUUACCUCUCUGACGUCAUCGAGGACGUUCUUCAUAACAACUGGAAAGAGAUGAUGCCGAUUGUGUCCCUGAUUUUCUCUGCUCUUUUCAUCCUCUUUGGAACUGUGAUUGUCCAGGCUAUCAGUGACUCGAGUGACGACAAACCCCUCAAACCGAAGCCCAAGGAGGUUCCAGCGGCCGGGCCCAACUCAAGCCGCGUCCCCAAGAGGAGCUUUGUGGAGGUGACGGAGCUGACGGACAUCACCUACAUCAGUAACUUGGUGCGCCUGAGGCCGGGACACCUGAACAUCGUGCUGGUUCUGUCCCACACCUCCAAGAACAGCCUCCUGUCCAAGUUUGCCAAAGAGGUCUACUCCUUCUCCGGGAGUGAGACGCUGCACUUCUCCUUCCUGAACUUGGAUAAACACAUGCAGUGGAUGAGAGCUCUGCUGGACCAGGCCAAAGAGCCCAUCCCCUUAGGCAGAGAGGAGGAGAUGGACCAGAGAUCAGAGCAAGGACGAGACCAGAGACUAAACCAGGGAGUAGUAGACUACAGUGGGGUGGUGAUGGCUCUGAAUGGACAUAAGAAGUACUUGUGUCUGUUCAAACCUGUGUGCACUGGAGAGGAGAGCAGUAAACCCUGUGAAGAGAAGGACAGCUCUGUGACGUCACGCUCCAGCCACUCUCUGUGGGGGCCUCACAAACUGGACCGACUGGGACUGUGGAUGGAAAGGCUGCUCGAGGGAAGUCUGCCCCGCUACCACCUCCCCGUCUGGCCCGACAUACACACCAUCAGCCCCAAAUAA
Messenger RNA from Knipowitschia caucasica, 2367 nucleotides. NCBI's taxonomy places the organism in Eukaryota, Metazoa, Chordata, Actinopteri, Gobiiformes, Gobiidae. The record is from the annotation of a GenBank genome assembly.